Eleginops maclovinus (Patagonian blennie) is the source of this 4388-nucleotide messenger RNA. RefSeq names its product calpain-1 catalytic subunit-like. Bases 193 to 2286 code for a protein of 697 amino acids. Gene Ontology annotation, biological process: proteolysis. The transcript is spliced from 22 exons. Gene Ontology annotation, cellular component: cytoplasm. Gene Ontology annotation, molecular function: calcium-dependent cysteine-type endopeptidase activity; calcium ion binding. NCBI's taxonomy places the organism in Eukaryota, Metazoa, Chordata, Actinopteri, Perciformes, Eleginopidae. The record is from RefSeq and is a predicted model, not a curated record.
UAUACUCAGGAGCAUUGGAAUAACCUGUUACCUCAGGGGAAGUUCUAUAAAGGAACAUCCCACCCUGACAGAAGCAGUCUGAGGCGUUUGCAGGUUUAAUACCAAAACCGGGGCGUCUUUUCUCAUACUUGCUCCUCCACCCAUACUCAACACUUUCUCUUUCUGGCUGAUGAGAGUUCAAACACUGCAGCAAUGCCUCCUCCAGGUGUGUGUAUGAACAUUAUCAAUGCCCGUCACCUGAAAGAUGGUUAUGGGACCAUCACUAAUCCUCAGAAGUUUCUGGACCAAGACUUUGAGCAGCUGAAACAGUACUGUUUGAUUAAACAGGUAAGGUACAUCGACGACAUGUUCCCCCCUGACGUGAGGUCCAUUGGGAGUGGGUUACUGGAAGCUAAAGACCUGCAGCGAGUGGUGUGGCUGCGACCACAUAAAAUGGUUCUCAAUCCAAUUUUUGAAGUUGAUGGGGUCUCCAGGUUUGACUUUGGUCAAGGCAUGGUUGGAAACUGCUGGUUUCUUGCAUCAAUUGGAGCUCUGACAUUCCAGAACUACAUUCUUAAUCAGGUUGUUCCACAUCAAAAAAUUGAUGAGCAGUACUGCGGGAUAUUCCACUUCAGGUUCUGGAGAUUUGGAAAAUGGGUUGACGUCGUCAUUGAUGACAAACUACCAACUAUAGAUGGCAGACUGCUCUUUGUCCGCUCCAAAAACCCAACUGAGUUCUGGCCUGCUUUGCUGGAGAAAGCGUAUGCCAAGGUGUGUGGUUCCUACUCGGACAUGAAUGCUGGAACUCCUUCGGAGGCCAUGGUGGACUUCACUGGUGGAGUUCACAUGAAUAUUGAUCUGACCGAACCUCCCGCAAAUCUGUGGGAGUUGAUGUGCAGAGCUGACCAAUCCAAGUCACUGAUGGGCUGUGGUACACCUCAGGGGGCCACAUCUGCCAACACUGUUUUACCAAAUGGAAUCGUCCAAGGACAUGCCUACACUGUCACAGGUGUGAAACAGAUGAUGAGCCAAGGGCAACCGGUAAACCUGGUGCGUUUGUGGAACCCCUGGGGCGAUGGAGAGUGGAAAGGAGACUGGAGUGACAAGUCACCUUUGUGGCAGACCGUGAGCCCUCAAGAACUCCAGAUGUGCCUUUUUGUGGCUGAUGAUGGGGAGUUCUGGAUGACCCUGGAAGACUUCUGUAAGUUCUAUAGUGAUUUGGACAUCUGCUGCCUGUGUCCCGACUUCCUUGAUGGAAGUACAACUUGCCACUGGAAGACUUCCUUCUAUGAGGGCCGAUGGGUUGCAGGAACAACUGCCGGAGGAUGCAUGAAUAACAUGAACAGCUUCUGGACAAAUCCGCAGUACCGGGUCAAGAUUGAGGAAUUACUCGAUGAAUGUUCUGGGAAACAGGGUGAGAAAAACAUGCUGGUGUCUCUGAUGCAAAAGCCUGACAAGAGGAACAGACGCCUGGUCAAAAAUCUCCACAUUGGAUUCUCUGUAUUUGAGGUGACUGAAGAAAACAAGGCACUUAAGGGGAAGUUCCCAGGCUCUUUCUUCAACGUGAACAGACUGGUCUACACAACUAAAUCCUUUGCGAAUGCACGUGAGGUGAUGGGGUUCGUGAUGCUAAAGCCUGGCGAGUACCUGAUCGUUCCAUCCACCUUUAAUCCCAAUGAGACUGCCUCCUUCCUCCUGACCAUCCUCUCCAAGGCAGAGACCCACGUCCAUGAGAAUUCUGAUGGCCAUUACCACGAACCUGGGGAAGCGAUGGUGGAGGACAAAGGAACUGAAAAUGAGGAGAACGACAAGAAAACCUUUUUCCGUCAAUACUCUGAUAAGUACGAAGAAGUGGAUGCUGAGCAGCUCCAGAGGCUCCUAAAUGGAAACAUCCUGAAAGGAGACUUGAAAUCUGGAGGCUUCAGCAUUGACGCCUGUCGCAGCAUGGUUGCCCUAAUGGAUACAUCAAUCACAGGAAAACUGAAUGGAGAGGAAUUUAUUCGCCUGUGGAAGAAGGUUGAAACGUACAAGGACAUUUUCUCCGUCACUGAUGCUUCAAAGACAGGAACACUGUCACUGAGUGAGCUGAGGAAUGCUAUCAUUGCUUCAGGAAUCAGGGUCAGCGAUGACAUGCUGAACUUGUUGGCUCUGCGUUACGGAGCCUCCUCUGGACACAUCUCACUGGAGAGCUUCAUCAGUAUGAUCCUGCGCUUCGACUGCAUGAGCCAAAUCUUUGGCCAGUUGUCUAAUGGGAUGAACAUGACUCUCCGUGAGCCAGAGUGGAUGUACCUUUCGAUGUACACUUAAACUGAAAUGGACAGCAGGAUGCAUUUGGAAUAACAGCAGCUCAUAAUGCUGAAGACAAAAAGAGAUUUACUUUUCAUGAAUAAGUUGUGUAAUUGUUUACAACCCUAUGUACAUAAAAAAUGAUGUUCACACUAAAAAUAAUCAUUUCUGUUUGACGGUUUGAUUUAACUGUAUUAUAUCUUUAAGGGUUUAGGGCAAAUAUUAGAUUAAUAAUCUUAGGUUUGGCUAGCUUUUCCAAGAAGUGACACAACCCAAUGCAAGCUGACAAGAACAUGCAUGACAUUUGUUUUACAUGCAAAACCCGAAAGCUCUGUGGCAAACACGCGUUACUUACACAUUUUGUUCAGUACGAUAAUCUUCACAUAUUUACAUCUGUUUUUAUGAUUUUUGUGUGAACAUACAAAUUGCCGUUAGUAAAAAGCUAAUGCUAGGCCACAAACCAACAACACACAACAGGACUGCAUUUUACUACCACGUUCAGUAGUGUCAAUUAACCACCUGCUAGCAACCACUGCUUUUUAAGACACUAAAAAGCUUUAGAAUAACACACGUGAGAUAUUAAGUGACAUGUUUUAUGUUGCAUAACAAAACAUUAGCAUUUCUGACUUGAGUGAACAAUGGAGAAGUAAACGCUGAUGUGCCAAAACUUACAGGCAGCCGCCACUAGUGUCCUCACCCCAAACGCUCCCCUGCAAAUGACCCUUGCUAGUGCACAGACAGAAAAGCACACAUUAGUUAUACUAGAAUAUAGUAGGUAGGGAAGUACACAUCCAUGGCUAACAAAUGAUGAGCAGCAACUUCAGAACUUAUUGACUGUAUGUAAUGUUAGGUGUUGAGACAUGAUGAUGAUGUGAUGAUGAUGAUGAUGAUGAUGGUGAUGGUGAUGGUGAUGGUGAUGGUGAUGAUGAUGAUGAUGAUGAUGAUGAUUGCACAGUGUUUCAAAAAAAUAACAAUUCUAACCAUGGUUACACUUUUGACGUGUGUUAAAAAUACUGUUCAAACUGAAAAUCGGAUUCAAAAUCCAAAUGAAUUAUAUAUUUUGAGCAACAAAGCACAGCUUUAAAAAAUGUGAUUUUAACAUAUAACCGAUUCAAAAGGUUUUUCUUCAUGCAAGCCUCUGUGAUACACUGUGAUACACUGUGAUACACUGUGAUACACUGUGAUACUCUGUGAUACACUGUGAUACUCUGUGAUACACUGUGAUACUCUGUGAUACACUGUGAUACACUGUGAUACACUGUGAUACUCUGUGAUACACUGUGAUACUCUGUGAUACACUGUGAUACACUGUGAUACACUGUGAUACACUGUGAUACACUGUGAUACUCUGUGAUACACUGUGAUACACUGUGAUACACUGUGAUACUCUGUGAUACACUGUGAUACACUGUGAUACUCUGUGAUACACUGUGAUACACUGUGAUACACUGUGAUACACUGUGAUACUCUGUGAUACACUGUGAUACUCUGUGAUACACUGUGAUACACUGUGAUACACUGUGAUACACUGUGAUAUACUGUGAAUCUGUUGUGUGUUUUUAGCCAUGCUAGCUCAGGUCAGUUCUCUAUUUGAUAUACCAACAACUAUUUGAUGGAUCGUCUAUAUUUCUGUUUAUAUCCAUGGUUCCCCCAGUAUGUAGCAUACUAGCUUUGUUGACACCAAUUGUUUGUACAACUCUUGGACUGAUAUUCAAUGAAAUUUGGUUCAGACAUGUAUUCUCCCCGAAAGAUUUGUAUUCACCUUUACCUUUACAUCUGGCCCCACCAUCUGGACAGUGCUAUAAUUUACAAUUUUUUUUUUUAAAUAAUCGAAAAUAAUUAUUGAAUUUGAAAGGCUGAAUGUUGGCUAAAAUGCUAAACAAUAAUGCUAAGCAUGGUAAAUGUUAAAUAUCAGUAAAUAAUCAUCAACAUUGGGGGCAUAUUUGCAUGCUGAUAUUAGCAAUUAGCUCAAAGCACCACCUUGCACAAACACCGCCUCAGACUGGUGCUAGCAUGGCUAAUUGUUAAGUCUAUAAGCUAAUCUUCAUGAUGGGAUUUUCUACAUUUUAUGUUGGUGGGAAUAGACUUUGUACUUUACUAAAUAAAGACAUUUUCCAAACUGU